Messenger RNA from Lolium rigidum, 991 nucleotides. Its product is annotated as protein SYS1 homolog. Gene Ontology annotation, cellular component: Golgi membrane; trans-Golgi network. NCBI's taxonomy places the organism in Eukaryota, Viridiplantae, Streptophyta, Magnoliopsida, Poales, Poaceae. Gene Ontology annotation, biological process: protein localization to Golgi apparatus; Golgi to plasma membrane protein transport; Golgi to endosome transport. The record is from RefSeq and is a predicted model, not a curated record. The transcript has 3 exons. Bases 153 to 608 code for a protein of 151 amino acids.
AGUAGAGAGAAGCGACCUAACAUCCAGCGCGAGAAAGAGAUCCCGCCGAAUCCCCCAAACCCAACCACCGCCUCUCCGGCGACCCCAGAUCUCGUCUGCGGCGGCGGCGGGGCCGGAGGUCGGAGGGCGGAGGGCGGGGGUUCGAGGCGAAGAUGUUCUAUGGGGCGAUGGUGUGGGAUCCGUGGCUGAUCGUGGCGCAGAUCGUCUGCCUGCAGUGCCUCUACUACCUCGGCCUCGGCACCUUCAUGGCGCUCCUCGUCGGCACCCGCGUCCCGCGCCUCACGCUGCUCUACCUCUUCGACUUCGCCAUACUCACGCCGCGCACAACCACCGGCUGGUGCGCCAUCGCCUCCUUCCUCCUCGCCGCCAUCGCAGGUGCUGGAUUCAUGCUUUAUGUGAUUGAGAGAGCCAAGAAGUGCCUGGACUUUGCAGCCACCCUCUACAUCAUUCAUCUAUUUAUUUGCAUCAUUUAUGGUGGAUGGCCAGCUUCAGUUACAUGGUGGGUUGUUAAUAUUGUUGGUUUGGCAAUCAUGUCUCUCCUUGGAGAGUACCUAUGCAUCAGGCGAGAGCUACAAGAUAUUCCAGUACGGAUUCGUGCAAGUGUUUAAUCUCAGAGACUAAAAAAGGAGUAUAGGCGGUUUCCAACUGUUGUUACCCCCAAAGGGAUGCUUGUUAAUAUCUUUGCUUAGGAAUACAGAGACCUGCGAUGUAUGCUUUGUUCUAUGAUUUACAAGCAAUACUGUUGAAUCCUGCAAAUAUUUAGUGAUGCAUGAUCUCUCAUUAUAGUCACCAGAGAUAAUGGCAUUGCAAGCAAGGCCUCUGAACCACCAGGGGAGUGGGAUGACAGCUCAAGUUUAUGGGAUGUAUGAAGUCUUCCCCCUUCUAUGGAUAGUGACAGAGAAAAGGUUGCUGAUUGACAAUUUGUAUGACUAGAUAACAAUACCUUGAAAUUGUUCUUUAGCGAGACUGAUAAUGCAAAUUUUAUCUCACA